Daldinia caldariorum is the source of this 969-nucleotide messenger RNA. RefSeq lists its product as uncharacterized. The record is from RefSeq and is a predicted model, not a curated record. Lineage: Eukaryota; Fungi; Ascomycota; Sordariomycetes; Xylariales; Hypoxylaceae. The transcript has a single exon. The coding region runs from base 1 to 957 and encodes 318 amino acids.
AUGCACGUCAAAGUCAUCACCAAUAAUAACGGCAGCAUUCUUGGAAGAAUUCCAGUCAGAAUGAGCGAAGAACCCCAACCCGAAGCCAACCGUGUUGCUCGAAAUAACGCUAACUAUAGGUCUCCUUGGCCGACGGACAGUGAUAUAAGCCCUAUAGCCUUGGAUGACGAAACCCGAAACCGAACUCUAGAAGCAUUGGCAGAAGAUAAUGAACAGGGAGAGGUGGCGCAACCACUUCAGCAACAGCCUAGUCAGGCCGAGAGACCCAUAGAGACUCAAGAACACGAUAGAACAGACCAUUCUCCCCAGCAAAGAGGGUACUGGUUUCGUGGGAGCUCCAUUAAGUCUCUUGUUAAAGGUUUCCUAAGCCUCGAAAUACCAGAAGACUCGCCUGACUGGGGACGUAACUCUGUAGCAGAAGGGCAGUCAUUCUUCCCAGAUCCUAUGAUUACUUUCCUCGUUGAUCAACCUAGAGAUCUUCUGUGUCAGAUUUGCCAAACAACGACUCUUUCAAUAGCGACCUCGGCCCAUACCCCGGAUGAGCAUACCCCAGGUAUUCUCCCGUGUGGUCACAUGGCUUGCCAUACCUGUCUAUGGUCUUGGGUUAUUAGGAACAAAACCUGCCCCUUCUGCAGAAAGGAAAUGAAGCAUAGCGGCUGUGGGCAUACCCUGAAGCCGGCCUUAAUAACACACGAUACUAUUGCCAGGCUGCCGAAGACGCUUUCUCGAGGGGGCACUAUAGGCGAGACCUGUCGCGAGUGUCGGGAUCGGGAAAAUAGGGGGAAAACCUACAUACUGUGGGGUAUUGCUACGAAUGCCGUUCGAAUAAGCCGGCAAGCUCCUCCGGAUGCUGAUCCUAGAAAUGCCAGUCGAGCGGAAGAAGUCGCCCGGGAGCUCUUUGAAAGUGUUCCUCAGGGAUACCUCAAAAAUCUCAAUCUAGAGAAGAACGCCUGGUAGCUUAAUUGCAUU